Molecule: messenger RNA, 1041 nt
Organism: Helicoverpa armigera (cotton bollworm)
Lineage: Eukaryota; Metazoa; Arthropoda; Insecta; Lepidoptera; Noctuidae
Product: chorion class B protein Ld34
Exons: 3
Coding region: 1-1041 (346 amino acids)
Biological process (GO): chorion-containing eggshell formation; multicellular organism development
Cellular component (GO): egg chorion
Molecular function (GO): structural constituent of egg chorion
Source: RefSeq, a predicted model, not a curated record
AUGGCAGCUAAAGCUAUUCUUGUCCUUUGUGCUCAGGCACUUUUGGUUCAGACUGCAUUCAGCCAAUGCGCCGGCCGCUUCGGUAUCGACGGACCAGGUUUCUCUCCAUUCGGAUACGCAGGUUCCAUGGCUCCUGGCUUCUCUGGCCUUUCAUACGACGGCCUGGCUUACCCUGGAGCUGGUUCAAGAUUCGGUUAUGAUGGACUUUACGCCCCUGCUAUGGAUUUCACGGCUACCAGUGGUGGUGCUUUGCCAGUAACCAGUUCAUCAUCCUUUGCUCCUAUCGGUAUCUCUGUCAUGUCAGAGAAUAUGUACGAUGGUACUUUGAACGUGGUUGGUGAGCUGCCGUUUGUGGGUACUACUGGUGUGGAAGGUACUCUGGCUACUGCUGGUGCUGGUGCUAUUAACCACGGCUGCGGUAAUGGACUUAAUGCUAUGUCUGCUCUCAGCGGCACCUCAACUCCCGCCUCCAUAGCCUCAGCUGGAUCCGCCUACGAUGGUCUCUACACCCCUGCCUCCACCUACGGUGCCAACGCUUACGCCUAUGACAGACUGAUGGCCCCAGGAUUUGGACCAGCCACUUCUUACAAUGACGCUUUCUUGGGAGGAAGAGGCCUUGCCUACGAUGGUCUGAACUACGCUUCUGCCGUCGACGGAAUCGAGUUCACUCCUACCUCCGGCGGUGCCCUCCCUGUCUCUAGCGCCUCUGCCAUUGCCCCCACUGGCAUCGCUGUAGCAUCUGACAAUGCUUACGAAGGUGCUUUGACCGCGGCUGGUGAGCUGCCGUUUGUGGGUACUGUGGCUAUGGAAGGUGUGGUGCCUUCUGCCGGUGCUGGCGCCGUCAACCACGCCUGCGGUAAUGGCAGAAACGCCAUGAUCAGCGAGACUACUGGUUUCGGUGCUGCUGGUGCUUAUGGUGCUGGCUUGGGAGCCUUCAGCCCUGCUGCUGGUUUUGGACCUUCAGCCUUCGGAGCCGGAUUCGGUUCAGGCCUUGGUCUCCGCAGCGGUUUCGCUGGCAGAGGAUGUGGCUGCCGCAACUAA